CGUUACGGACGUAUUCAAACUUCCGGUGUGCAAUAAUACCGCUGCGCGUAUUUCAGGCGGUGGAGAGUGGACGCUGAUGGGGGACGAAAAGGAGACCUGGAAAGUUAAAACUCUUGACGAAAUCCUACUUGAGAAGAAACGCAGAAGAGAAUUAGAGGAGAAAAGUGAUCAGAAGCAUCAGAAAAAUGUAAAGUCAUAUCGACAUUACACAUGCGCAAUGAUGUUCACACAGGGACUUGUUCCACAGGCGGAUGAUCGGGAAGCCAAACGAGAUACUCCGGAGGAAGGAGAACUUCAGGAUCAAAGAAUGGAAAUAACAAUCCGUAAUUCCCCGUACACACGGGAAGACUCAACAGAAGACAGAGGAGAAGAAGAUGAAUCAUUAGCAAUCAAGCCUCCACAGCAGAUAGCGAGGAAGGAUAAGUCUCACCACAGAAAGGAGGAGAAGAGAAAAGAUAAGAGACGUCAUCGCAGUCACUCUGCUGAAGGAGCAGGGAAACAUGCACGGCCCAAAGAUAAAGAAAAAGAGCGAGAGAGCGAUCGCAGGAAGCGUCAGUGGGAAGAAGACAAAGCCAGGCGAGACUGGGAAAGGCAAAAACGAAGGGAGCAGGCCAGAGCUCAUUCACGUAGAGAAAGACCUCAAGUGGACUCUACUGGGGUUUUUUUGGACCACAGGGACCGGCUGGAGCAGCUGGAGCGACAGCGCGAACGUGACCGAAAGCUGCGUGAACAGCAAAAAGAGCAACGAGAGCUUAAGGAGCGAGAGAGGAGGGCGGAAGAGCGACGCAACGAAAGAGGUUCCAGACGGGAAGUGCCAUCUCAUCAUCGGAUGCUACCUGAGGAGUAUGAUGACAAACCAAAACAAAGUCACCGCAGCCGUAGUCCCACUCGUGCCCCACGGGACAGGUCUGAUCACGGCGAACCCCGGAAAAGUACAGCAUUAAAGGAGGAGAAACCAGAGCUCAAAGACCUGCUUGCUGACCUUCAGGACAUCAGUGACAGCGAAAGGAAGUCAAGCACUGCAGAAUCUUCCAUAGCAUCGGGAUCAGGCUCGGAGGAAGAGGAGGAAGAGGAGGAGGACGAAGAGGAGUCCAGCAGCCAGAGUGAAGGCGAAGAAGGGGAAGAAGAGGGGGAGUCUGUUUCAGGCUCAGGAAGGUCGGAGCAAAGUGCAGAGGAUGUGAGUGAAGAUGAGCAGUCAGAAGAAGAGUUUGAAGAGGAGAGGGAAAAUGGAAAUCACAUACCUGCAGUGCCAGAGUCCCGUUUUGACCACGACUCAGAGGAGAGUGGUGAAGACAUGGAAGAUGAAGAAGAAGAAGAGGAGGAUGAUGAAGCAGGAGAUGGUGACCCCACCCCUCAGUCUCAAACUCAUUCUCGCUCCCCCACUCCUGAGGAGAACUAUAUCCCCGACUCUCCCCCGAUUUCUCCCGUGGAGCUGAAGAAGGAGCUACCCAAGUAUCUCCCAGCUUUACAGGGUUGCCGCAGUGUUGAGGAAUUUCAGUGUCUGAACCGAAUAGAGGAGGGAACCUACGGUGUUGUGUACAGGGCCAAGGACAAAAAAACUGAUGAGAUUGUCGCCCUGAAAAGGCUGAAGAUGGAGAAGGAGAAGGAGGGCUUUCCCAUCACAUCCUUACGAGAAAUCAAUACGAUCCUGAAAGCUCAGCAUCCAAACAUCGUCACAGUGAGGGAAAUUGUUGUUGGGAGCAACAUGGACAAGAUCUACAUUGUGAUGAACUAUGUGGAACAUGACCUGAAGAGUCUAAUGGAAACCAUGAAGCAGCCAUUCCUGCCAGGAGAAGUAAAGACUUUGAUGAUUCAGCUGCUUAGAGGAGUCCGACAUCUCCAUGACAACUGGAUCCUUCACCGUGAUCUGAAGACGUCCAAUCUGCUGCUGAGCCACAAGGGUAUCCUUAAGAUUGGGGACUUUGGAUUGGCCCGUGAGUACGGUUCUCCUCUGAAACCGUACACCCCUGUAGUGGUGACCCUGUGGUACCGAUCUCCAGAGCUGCUGCUUGGAGCCAAGGAGUACUCCACAGCUGUGGACAUGUGGUCAGUGGGCUGCAUAUUUGGCGAGCUCCUCACCCAGAAACCUCUUUUCCCUGGAAAAUCUGAAAUUGACCAAAUUAACAAGAUUUUCAAGGAUCUGGGGUCACCCAGUGAGAAGAUCUGGCCCGGCUACAGCGAGCUACCCGCCGUGAAGAAGAUGACUUUCACAGAGUAUCCCUACAACAACCUGCGAAAGCGCUUUGGAGCGCUCCUGUCUGACCAAGGCUUUGACCUCAUGAACAAAUUCCUCACCUACUGCCCCAGUAAGAGGAUCUUAUCAGACGAGGCUCUCAAGCACGAGUACUUCAGAGAGACGCCGCUCCCCAUUGACCCCUCCAUGUUUCCCACCUGGCCGGCCAAGAGCGAGCAGCAGAGGGUGAAGAGAGGCACCAGUCCCCGCCCGCCCGAAGGAGGUCUAGGCUACAGUCAACUGGGUGAUGACGACCUUAAAGACACCGGCUUCCACUUGACAACCAGCAACCAGGGAGCGUCUGCGGUCGGCCCAGGAUUCAGCCUCAAGUUCUGAGCCUCAAUCUGCAGGACACCUGGCUGUCCACGAGAUUACGAUGGAACAAAGAGUUCUGGGACUCGUCUGUUUGUUUGGGACUGGACGGCAUCACCAGUUUACAACUACAGGCCAGAUCAGCAUCUGAUCAGUUACAGCUGUUACCAUGUAGUCAGGACUGUUCAACAGCAAGACGGAUGGCCCAAACAUGUUGGAUUCAGCCUUUUCUCUGUACUCUUUAGCUAUUUCAGCACUUGACAUGUGACCAUUUUAGCUGUUCGGGAGGAGACCCCACCAUAAAUCUAUUAGAGGUUUAGUUCCCCUGUUUGACUUGUUUUAUUUUUCCUUUUAUACUUCAUGAGAGAGGAGCAGAUUUUAUAAAUGGUUGGUAUUUCCUGGCUGCCUGAGCUACUGUGUAAUGAUGCAGCGUUGGCUGUGUGUUCUAUCCAUCAUAAUGUCUGAAAUCUACACGGGAACGUGAGCUCACUCGAUGACAGGGAGGUGAUGUUUUUGCUAGAAAUAAAGUUUGAAUCUUU
This is a messenger RNA of Mugil cephalus (flathead mullet), 3084 nucleotides long. RefSeq names its product cyclin-dependent kinase 11B (gene cdk11b). Gene Ontology annotation, cellular component: nucleus. The record is from RefSeq and is a predicted model, not a curated record. The coding region runs from base 77 to 2569 and encodes 830 amino acids. The transcript is spliced from 20 exons. Lineage: Eukaryota; Metazoa; Chordata; Actinopteri; Mugiliformes; Mugilidae. Gene Ontology annotation, biological process: protein phosphorylation; regulation of mitotic cell cycle. Gene Ontology annotation, molecular function: ATP binding; cyclin-dependent protein serine/threonine kinase activity.